GCUUUCAACGCGUGGGUACUCAAACAAGCCUGAAUGCGCGGUCUGUUCAUUCUACGCGAGAAAAGUGGUGUUUUGUUUAGGAAAAAUCCUGCAAAUAAUCCAAGAGGUGAAAUUCUUUCUAUAUGCUCUUCGAAAUCUGAUUCAACUGAUAACGGUAGAUCCACAAUAUCAAAUCAGAUAUCUGCUUAUCAUUUUUCUCCGGGCGGCUAUAAAUUAUACUUUGCAUUAAAUUCAGGUGAUUUAUACUGCUUGGACUUUGCGAAGAACUGGUAUCAAUUAAUAGCGUCGUUGAAUCGUGGUAUUACAUAUAUAUGUUUAUGCGAACCACGUGGAUAUGUCCUUCUGGGUUUGAAUGAUAACAGCAUCAGAAUCUUAGACGAGGAGUCCGGAAAAGAGAUUAAUUCUUUGAAUGGUCAUACGUACAGGAUCUCUCAUAUAUCAGUUCAACCAGUUUCUGGUCGUUAUGGAUUAUCUACUGCCCUAAGUGAAACAAUAUUAUGGGAUCUCGACACUAGCACAUGUCGUUGCAGGUUACAUAUUGGCCAAAAAGUGAACAUAGUAUCAGUAACUUUCAUUCCACCUCGUGGUGAGCAAAUUAUAUCCUGUUUUCAAGAUGGAUCCAUUUACGUUUGGAGUACAGAUUCUCUUCAGUGUUUGUUAAGGCUUAGUAACAGUGAUUAUCCGAAUCAACUGUAUAGAACAAUUACAUUUACCAGCACAGGUCAUUAUUUAUUUGCAGCUGGUCGUUCACCAUUUGUCUACUUAUGGGAUUUAAAAGGAUAUGUAAACUGUUUAAGUCAAGACAGUCCAGAUGUAGAUAAUUCCAAUUCAAAUAAUCGGUUUUUACGAGAGUUAAUUAAACUUCCUGAGUCAAUUAAAUCAGUUCGUCGAAUUGAAUGGAUCCCUAAAUCUUGUUUGAUUGAUUUUAACCAAUUUUACCAUGAUUCUAUGAUAUGUGAUGAGUUAUCUGGUCUACUACUAUUACUUGGCACUGAUAAACGUUUACGUGUUUUGAUACGAACCCGCGAAAAUUGUAGAAAAUCAUUAGCUUGCACAGAAAAUUUGCCAAAGCAUCAACUGUCAAAGAACUCAACUCCUAUCUAUUGGAAAUGCUUGUUUACAUUUGGAUGUGGUUCAUUAGAAGACCCACUGUUAUCAUCAUUUAGUUUACCGGCUUACAGUAUUUUAAAUCUCUCUGAUUGCCAGGGAAAAGAACAGAAUAAAUCUUUCAGUUGUCAUUCACUAUUGGCUAUUCUUGAUGAUCAUGGCUUAUUACACAUAAAUGAUCUUUCAAUAGUAUUAAGCUUCCUCAAUAGUUCAUCAAUACCUGUAAUUAAAGUGAAAAAUGAGAUUUCAAAUGAAAAGUCUUCCUUCAAGCACAUAGAAAACAAUACAAGAAACGACUUUCCAACUUUUAAGAUGUCUAAAAGUUAUAAUAAACAUAUAUGUACAACAGAUUCAGGUACAUUACACAAAAAAGACCCUACUAAUGGUUUUUUGGAUCGCAAACGUUUACGUUUAUUACUUAGAGAGUUUGGGAAAUUUCCAAAUAAAUAUCGGUUAUUCAUUUGGCGUUCCGUUUUGCAAAUCCCAUGUAAUACCCAAGCUUUUAGCAUUCUACAGAAGAAAGGUAUGCAUCCAGCCUAUGAUUUAUUAUCUACGCGAUAUCCUAUGCGGAGUCAAAGAUUGUUGAAAACCUUGCAAAAAACUUGUUCAGCGUUGGCUUAUUGGUGUCCGUUGUUUGGUGAAACAGAUUGGUUACCGUUGUUUGUAUUUCCUUUUCUAAAAUUACAUAAGAAUAAUCUGUUGCAUGCAUUUGAAGUUGCAGCUACAGUACUGAUCAAUUGGUGCGGUACUUGGUUCGAAUUUUUCCCAAACCCCCCAAUUAAUAUUCUUUGCAUGAUUGAAAAUAUUAUCGCUUACGCGGAUCCAGAAUUGUAUCGUCAUUUUGUGCAAUAUAAUAUUACGACCGAGACUUAUGCUUGGCCGCUUCUGCAAACUGGUCUAAGUGAAAUAUUUAAUGAAGAUGAAUGGUUAUGUCUCUGGGAUUCCUUAAUAUGUUAUUCACCUAGUCUAUUACUUGCUGUGGUUGCAAGCUAUUCUAUCUGCGCUCGAGGACCACUUCUUAUGGUUCAGAAUACUGAUACAUUUGAAGCAUACUACCAUAGUCAAAGUACUUUACCAAUAUCAAAUAUUAUUGAGCGUGCUCAUCAAUUACUUACUUCAAUACCUUCAGAUAUACAUCCAGAAAGAUUAUUGUCUUCACUUAUACAAACGGAUACUCAAAAUAAAAACAAAGAAAAUACUUGCCCAUAUUUUCAACCACUGACAAGUCCAUACUAUCCAAUAAUCACUCGUUAUCCUAAAUUCAUUGUAAAUUAUCAUAUACAAGAACGUGAACGUAUACGAGAGGAAGAAAAAGAAUAUCUCAGGCAAAAUUCAUUUCUGAGUAAUUUUCCUUGCUUUAAUUACUGUGUAAUUAAACCCCUAAUGGUUCUUCCUCGUGGUCUACUGAAAAUCCACGGUCGUUUCCUCCAUAUUUAUGGCCGUGACAUUCCAUCCAAUAUCCCACUACCCCCAUACAUCACUAAUAAGGUUGACCUGACGCUAUCUACAAUAGCUGUGCAGAGUGAACGUAAUAUCAGUGAAUGUAAACGAGCAGGUUCAAUAAUCCGCCAGAUAUUUAAUGAUCUCGGAAAGUUUAUCAGACCGGGUUUGUCUACUCAAGAUAUUGAUGAUUUCGUUUUUAAUCAGUGUCUGAGUAAGUCAGUAUACCCAUCACCGUUAGGAUAUAAAGGUUUCCCAAAGUCGGUCUGCACAUCGGUAAAUGAAGUUGUUUGCCAUGGAAUCCCAAAAGAAUCACAAAUACUAAAAUUGGGUGACAUUAUGUCUGUGGAUAUAUCAGUUUAUAAUGGUUAUGUCCAUGGUGAUGCUUGUCACACCUUUGUAGUUGGUGUGGAUAAUUACUCUGAUUAUUGUGAUCUGGAAGCUGGUGCACGGAUAAAAACUGCUGUCUACUUGUGCACUGUUGCUCAAAAGUGCCGUGAUGCUGGUAUCAGUGUUUGCGGCCCCAAUGCUCUUUAUACAUCUAUUGCGGAAGCAGUCACGAAAUGCGCCGAUGCAUUUCAGUGCCGGGUUGUGGUAGGCGUAUGUGGACAUGGAAUCGGCCCAUUUUUGCAUGGACCACCAAAAGUAGUACAUUCAAUCCAUGAGUUAGCUUCCCAACCACUGGCACGUAUGCUACCUGGACAUAUGUUCACCGUCGAACCGUGUAUUUCUCUUCCUCUCAACAAGUCUGGGGUAAAAUUCAAACGGAACACAAGUUUUGCAGUUCCUGUUGUCUUGGAAGAUGGAUGGACAGUGGUUACUAGUGACAAAGCUUUGACAGCUCAGUUUGAACAUACCAUUUCAAUUACAAAUGAAGGGUGCAUAAUACUAACGUGA
Messenger RNA from Schistosoma margrebowiei, 3444 nucleotides. The record is from the annotation of a GenBank genome assembly. Lineage: Eukaryota; Metazoa; Platyhelminthes; Trematoda; Strigeidida; Schistosomatidae.